CUCUCUCUCUCUCUCUCUCUCUCCCCUUUCUUCCCCUUUCGACAAUAAUAAGAUUCCCUCUACGCGGAGGAGAGGUCUUAUUUUGUUUUUUUCUCUCUCUCUCUCUUUUAUUUGCGAAGGAGACGCAAUGGCGGUCGCCAUGGGGAGCUUCUCGAUUCGGGAGUACACAGGGAAGAUGAGGAGCGGGGAUUUCAAGAAAAGCUGGCCGUUCGAUGGGGACAGGGAUGGAGGGGAGAAGGGGCGGUCGCUCCCGCCGAUCUCGUCGCGGAAGUUCCGAUGGUGGUUCGACGAGCUCCAGGCGGCACGAUCGGGGGGAGAGAAGCGGGAGGAAGUCGAUGAUGGGGUGGAGGUCGAGAAGAACGGGGAUGAGAAGGUGAUUCCAGGGUCCAACAACGAUUCCAUGGUCAAAACCUCGCCCUCGGAGCCAACGGUUGACGGGAACUCCGGCGAGGCGGCGGUUGUGGAGGAGGAGGGAAGGCUGGUGAGAGUUCCUGCUAGGGGGAAGCAAAGGGCGCCCAAGAAGCGGUCCAUCGUUGAGCUGUUUGCUGUGGCGCCGCUGGUCGAGACCUUCGAAGAUGACAAUAACGGCAGUGACGGACGAGAAGAACGAGAAGAAGACGGAGAAGAUGGGGGAGAAAGAGAUCAAGAAGUCGAGGUGAAGGAUCUGGGAGUUGGGGUCAAAGGCGGUGGAGAAUAUUUGGAGCCUCCGAGGAAGAGAAAGGUACUGGAUUUGAAAGACGAUGAGAAGAAGAUGGUGAAGAUGGGGAAAAAGAUUAAGGACAAGAUUAUGAAGUCGAAAAAGAAGAAGCUCAAGGUCGAGAUCUGCGCUUCUGAAAAGGAGAAAAUUGGCAAGUCCAAAAUGCCAUCUCCAGUUGAUAUUCCUUGCAUACUCCAGAACAAACUGCGUGAUAAACAGUUCAGGAAGAUACAGAGGAACCUUAUUGACAGCCAAAAGAAAACUAUAACCACAAAAAGUUUGCCAAAGAAAGGUAACUUCAACCUUAAUCAAACUUCAAGAUUGAUCUCUAGAAAUCAGAAGGAGGUGACAAGGGUGCUCCCGCUACGUAGUAUUCUAAAGAACUGGAAAGGAGGCACUUCUGUCAAGAAGGAUAAGACAAUAGGUGAGGCACAGGGCAGAAAUUUCAUCAAACUUUGUUGUGAAUCAGCAAAGCAUGUCAGUUUUUCUGGCAAGGAUGACAUACUUGGCCUAAACAAAAGACAUUCGCCUAUGAAGCUGCCUCACUUGCAAAACCUAUGCAAAAUAUUCUCCGACAUCUUGGCUGCAUCAUCAGCUGCGGACAAUUUGAGCAAAGGUGAUAAAUGUCCAACUCCUACUGAGGGAGCUCAGGUGGUGAAUGCAAGUGAUACAGAUUUGGCUAGAAGUGUAGAGAGGACAGAUGAAACUUUAUCUGAAGAGAAACAACUGAGUGAUUCUUGUGGUCAUGCCAAUCCCUGGAGCUUUACUGAUCCAAGAAAAGGGAAGUCUCCUGAAACAAAGGGGACCCCCUUGUGUGAAUCUGUAGACUUAAAUUAUGCUGUACAAGAUUGUAGUGAAUUGAGUUGCUUUAGACCGGAUGGCUCAACUAUGUCACUUACUCAUGCUUAUUCAGGUAAUGCACAGGUUCUGAAUCCUAUUCAUGAAGCCAAGUCAAAUUGUGAUGCUGGAAUUCAUGGGGAAGAAAGUUCUCGAAUGACAACAAAUGAUAUAAGAAAUAAGCAUGGUCCCAUUGAAAAGUGUGUACCAAGGUCUAAAGCAAGAAGCUCCCUGACCCUAACAAGAAAUCCAGGUUUACAGCACUCAACAUCUUCUGUGGAAAAAAGUUUGGAAGCCAAUAAGGGACAACACCCUCCAUGUGUUGUGGAUUCCACCAUAGAUUUCUGUAGUCAACAACCAAGAUUUCAGCCAGUGCACCAUCAUUCUCCUGAACGUUUGAUUAGCAGCAUAUCCUCUUCAGUUGGAUCAAAAGAAUUAGGUGAGUGCAGAUUAACAUCAGAUCUGAUGUCUAGCUGUGGGGAGAAGAGCAUUGAUGAGGACUUUAUUGGUUUGCCACUUAAUUCACAGGGAGAACUAAUGCAGUUGCAUUCUAAUACCAAGUCUGCUUACAGUGAUUUCUACAAGAAGCGAAACUCAGUACGGAAUUCUGUCUGUAGCAUCCCACUUCCCAAUUAUGUUGAGCCAAAUUGCGGCCAUGUUAAAUUAAAGGGGAAAUUUCUUUGUGCAUCCUUGUAUGAAAAGGAUCGGUCAAAUUGGUCCUUGGAGCAGUACUACCCCGCCAGCAAAGUGGCAACCUCUGGGUUGGGUUUUACUGAUUUACAAGGAUUUGUAAGAAUGGAAAACCAGAAUCACAAGGAUUUCGAACAAUUUACUCGUUGUGAUCCAAAUGAAAUGGAAGUGUCUUGUUGUGUAUGCAGGGGAUGUAAUAAAACUGAAAAUUACAUUGACAGAGUGAACUUCCAUGCAGAAAUGAAUUUGGAGAACAAGUUUCAACCUGCUACCCAGCCAAUGAUGCGUUUGAUGGGUAAAAAUGUCGCAGUUGGUAGAAGUAAUGAAGAAUGCCUAGGAUUUAAUGAUGGGAAGACAUGGACUGAGAAGGAACUAAGAGCUCAAAACUGCCCCUCCACAACAGUGUCUGGUAAGCCCUUUUUGCAGAGAUGGCCUCCAGGGGAAUCAGUUGGGAAUGCAGAAUCUGUUUCAUCAACAGAAAAUCUUUUCAAGUCAUUAGAAGUUCCAUCAAGCUUUUACUGUAUGCCAGCAACUGAAUUUAGGUCGAAUCCUAUGCAUCUUGAUUUCCAACCACAAUGGUCAUCGAGAAGUCAGAUAUCCCCAGCCAUAGAGAGUCGUGGUUAUGAUGUAGACCUAUUUGGCCAUUCAAUUCCUCAACAUUUGCUGAAAAAGACAUACAACGCUGUAGUCCAUUGUAACUCAGGAACUCAGCAUGUCAAGAUGGGGCAUCAGCAACCUGUGUUGGGACCCUACCCUCAGAAUGUCAGCCAGCAUAUGCUUCUAAAUCCUUCUCAUUGCAAGCACAGCCAAAGUGUUUCUUACAAUAUGCCAACUUUUCACCCUGCUUGUCCUGACCAGGACUGUUGGAACUUUUCACGAACAUCUACAGCUCAUUCGCCAACCCUUCCUCACUGGCUGCUCAAUGCAACACGGCAGAAGAAACUCCAGCAGUCAUCUUGUCCUUAUUCUGCCCCACUUUCUGCACACCAACCCAGUGUUAUACAUGAAAACAACAUUUUCACCUUUUCUUCUCCAUAUCCAACACCUGCAAUUUCUUUUCCCUUUCAUGGUAGCAAUAUUUCUCAAACAUAUAGCUUGCCUGGUCCAGCUCCUGUGGUUCACCAUUUAGCUAUUCCACCCUUGGGAGCAAACAAAUCCCACCCAGCAGUCAAUACCAGCUGUAGAAGCAAGAAAAACAACAAUGGCACAAAAUUUCAAUUUGCAAAUGUUGAGGGUCUUGAUCGUACCAACAGAACUAGAAAAAGGCCUGCAGAUAAAGAUGAUACUUCUAUGAAUUGUGCGAAGAAGGCAAAUGUAAAUCUGCAAGAAGAAUCCAAUGAUCAAAAAGAUGCAGGGAGAAGAGAACAGAGGCAUGGACAUCAAAAAUGUAACAUAGGAUCAUCAGAAAUCAAUGCUUGUGGGAGUAAGAUCACUGAUGUUGGACUUCCAGCUUUAGGAAAUGAGAAAGACAAUCUGGUAGUUACAUCUGGGCCCAGUGCUUCAAAUUUCUAUCCACAGGAAAGAUCGGGGUUUGUCAAACUUAGUGCAGGAGCAAAGCAUAUAUUGAAACCAUGUGAAAAUAUGGAUCAAGAUAAAUCUCGACCAGUUCAUUCAACCAUAAGUUUUGCUGUAGGGACUUCCUCUGACAGGAAACAAGUUUCUCAGAAUAAAGCAUCAAAAGUUUACGGGUUCUAGAGGUUAUAACCCAACAUGGAAGCUUCUGAAUGAUGAUUUCAUCUACCAAUCCGUGUUUUACAAAACUGAUUAUCCGUAGCGGGAACACUUCUGAUGUGGUUGAUAAAUAUUGUUGCCUGGAUCAGAUAUAAUAUGCUUUGUAAACUCAAGCACAUGCAACAUUGCAUGAUAAAACCAUCAGGUUUUGGGUUUUCCUAUCUUCUCUGUUUUUUUCUUUUAUGUAUCAGCUUCACCCUCAAGUUAUAUUCGUCAGGUAAUUUAAAUAUUUCUCCCUGAACUUAAGUAGCCUUGUGGUGUAUGUCCAUGCCUGUUUUCCCCAUGUUUUCUCCAUGCGUGUUGUCUUGUUUAGAUAUGCUGGUGUCACUUUGAUUUCUUUUCAAGAUUAUUUUGUUUCAAC
Phoenix dactylifera (date palm) is the source of this 4316-nucleotide messenger RNA. RefSeq lists its product as uncharacterized. The record is from RefSeq and is a predicted model, not a curated record. Lineage: Eukaryota; Viridiplantae; Streptophyta; Magnoliopsida; Arecales; Arecaceae.